This is a messenger RNA of Heterotrigona itama, 2579 nucleotides long. Lineage: Eukaryota; Metazoa; Arthropoda; Insecta; Hymenoptera; Apidae. The record is from the annotation of a GenBank genome assembly.
ACGUAAUGUAUAAAUAUGAGUCUGCAAAAUAAACUAGACAAAAUAAAUACGUGGUUCAAGAUGUACUUUGCUUAUUUCUAAAACUAGUGAUUUUUGUUAAACUCAUGAUAAUUAAAGUCUAGAAUUAGAGUUAAAAUUGCGAAUCUUAAGAAUUGAAUAGUAUUUGCAAUAAAAGUAUCUUGAUUCAAGAAUGUAAUAUAGGAUAAAUUCGGAAAUUUUAAUUUAUAACUAACGAAAUAUUUUACUUAUCGAAUAUCUUUAUGAAAAUUCGCAACGAUUAAAUGCGAUUGAUAUUAGUUAUGCAUACGAUUCCUAGAAAUAAUUGGAUUAAAUCAUAUACUUUUAUUUAUUACAAUACAAAUUUUAGAAUGUAAUUUUAAAUCUCACAGGGUUUACAUGAACUUUUUUACGAAGAUUAAUAUUUUUGUUAAUUUUAGAUGCAAAGUAUGUUAUAAUAAACAAUACCAUUUAUUAUUCUAUAUGUAAAUAAUAAUUAAGCAAGAAUAUUCAAUAGGUCAGAAUGUUAGUAUUGUAUUAUAAUAUAAUUGUUAAUGGCUGCUGUGUGCGGUUCUUGUGUGCCUGUAUAUAAUCGACGUCGGAUGAUAAACCAAACAUUAUUAACUGUAAUGUUGACAGUGAUGUGUCAAAAUUUCGUAUUUAUUUCCAAUAACUGAUAAAUCUAUAUUCACGAAAAUAUUACAAUAGUGAGGGUUAAUUAAGAGAUAAAAUGCUGCAUCUUUCGCUGGCGUAAAACGAAAUAUGUAUGUAUUUUCAAUAUCGAUCUCUGUUAUAAGAAUAAGCAAAGCAGAAUUAACAUAUAUUUUAUAAAAAUAUAAAAUGAAAAAAUGGCAGAUAUUUUAACUCCAUUUGUCUAUUGGGCUCAAACAGAGCAACAAAUUACUUUAAAGGUAGACUUGACUGAUACUUGGCGUGUUAAAGUUUCUAUGAAUGAGAACAAAUUAAAGGUUACUGUUUAUGGUCAAGGUGCUAGAGGUCUUAAUAAGUAUGGAUUUAGCUUGGAUUUACAUUCGUCUAUUAAUGUUGAGGAAAGUAAUUACAAAGUAACAGCUCGACAAGUUGAUUUUACGCUGGGAAAAAAAUGCCCUGCUUGGUGGCCAAGAUUAACUAGUCAACCACAGAAGCCAUCUUGGUUGAAAAUUGAUUUUGAUAAAUGGACAAGCGAAGAUUUAGAUGAAAAUGAAGAUGAAAGACGAGACGUAUGCAGUGAUUAUCCCGACAUGUAUGACAAACUUCAUAAAGAAGAGUUUGGUUAUAGGAAAGAGGAUUUCAAAAAGGUGUAUUUAAUUAUUUACAAUCUUUGCCAAUUUGUUGGUUUUAUCUAUAUUCUUACUGUAAUGGGAAUUAUGUAUUCACGAGAUGGGCCAGCUUCUAUGACAGAAACAUACACAGCUGUUGGAAAUGCAAUAAAGUUUAUACAACUUACACAAUUUUUAGAAGUUAUACAUUCAUUAUUUGGUUACACUAAAAGUAGUACACUUGUAACAUUUGUACAAGUAGGAGGCAGAGCUUUUAUUUUAUUUACUAUGAUUGAGCCUGAACCACGAAUACAAACAAAACCGGUUAUUUUUUAUCUGUUUCUUGUGUGGAGUACGGUAGAAAUAUUUAGAUAUCCUUAUUAUAUUACACAAUUAUUUAAGAUAGAAAUUUCAUUUUUGACGUGGCUAAGAUAUACAAUAUGGAUGCCCUUAUAUCCAUUAGGUUUUCUUUGUGAAGGAAUUAUAAUAUUAAAAAAUAUUCCACAUUUUGAGGAAACACAAAAAUUUACUAUUUCUUUACCAAAUUCUUGGAAUUUUGCAUUUCAUUUUCCAUCAUUUUUAAAGAUAUAUUUAUUGAUAUUUUGUUUACCCUUUAUGUACAUGCUGAUGUCUCGUAUGAAUCAGGCACGUUAUAAAAAAUUAGGCAAAUCUAAACUAAGAAAAAAGUAUGCAUGAUGUAAUACAUGACAAGAUCAAGAAAUUAAAAUACUAGAAAAUUUAAUUGAUGGUUCAAUUAUUGAAGGUAUAAUUUAUCCUAGAAUUAAAAUGAAAUGAAUAAAAAAAAGUGAACCUUUAUUGUAAAUAUAUUUAUUUUAAACAUAUGAUUAUUAUAUUGAAGAGAUUUUAAAUAUGCAAUGUUUAAAAAACAUUUUAAUCUCUCUAUAUUUAUAAACAUCUACAAUAUAAGUAGAUUAAUUGUACGUAUACAUAUGAUUUUAUAAUAUAAAUAAAUGAAUUAUUACUAAACAAGGUUAUUUUUACCACCUAAUAUGUACUGAUGAACAUUGUAAGUUAAGUUUUGCCUGGAAUAAGAACCAGAGUUUGGGAAAAUCAAGUUUAUAUUAAAAUCAUUAGUGAAAAAAAAAUAUUUUCUGUAAUUUUAUCAUAUUUGUCAUAUUUGUUUUAUUUCGAUAUAAUUCUUUUAUAUAAACUUAUGUUUUAAUAUUUGUAAUCUUAUAUGAAAGAUAAUAUGAAUGGAUACUACAAAUCUCUUCAAUUCAUAAAUUAAAGUAAUACACACAUGUAUACAAUGUAUAUAAUUAUUAUAUUCAUGUAUCAAUAUAUGUAUAAUAUAAAUAAGUG